Messenger RNA from Stylophora pistillata, 3556 nucleotides. RefSeq names its product trace amine-associated receptor 7d-like. Gene Ontology annotation, cellular component: plasma membrane. Lineage: Eukaryota; Metazoa; Cnidaria; Anthozoa; Scleractinia; Pocilloporidae. Gene Ontology annotation, biological process: G protein-coupled receptor signaling pathway. Gene Ontology annotation, molecular function: G protein-coupled receptor activity. The record is from RefSeq and is a predicted model, not a curated record.
AUGGUGAAGGUUUUGAAGUAUUUACCAAAGACGAAGUUCGUGAAAUUUUGGCACUCAGUAUUGUUGACUUUUUAAUGAGGAAGAUGGCAAGAAACUCAACAAAGAUUUCAAAUAGCACAGGUCAGUCGAGCUGUAGUCAAGAAAUACUGGACGGCGAGUCCUAUCACUAUGAUCUAAACAUCUCAAUUAUUGUGAUAAACACACCGUUUGCUAUAUUUGCAAUCCUUAGCAAUCUUUUGGUGAUAAGCACAAUCUGUAAGUCUCACCAACUUCGAGUCCCUGCCAACGUUCUACUUUGUUGUUUGGCCAUAACAGACCUAUUAGUUGGCUUAAUUACUCAGCCUCUAUUUGUUACGUGGCGCCUGAUGUUACACUACCAAUCAACCAUCUGUAACUCCGAAGUUGUUCAUUCUCUUUAUGAAGCUUUCCUUCACCUGUGCACGGGUGGCUCUUUCCUCUGUCUGGCAUACCUUAGUACGGACCGUUUCUUGGCGGUUUCCAAGCCGUUAUAUUAUCGUGCUCACUUCACAAAAGCACAAGCCGCGCGUAAUAUGAUCAUACUGUGGCUUGUAUGGAUUGGUAUCGUCGUUCUCCGCUACUCGGGUAUUGAUGAAGAAACCAAUCAAACUAUUACCUCGGCCAUUGCCGGAACGCUGGUAAUAUAUCUUCUUGCUGCUCAGAUAGCCUUGAUUAUCAGCAUCAAACGCAACAGUAUUCAUACCUUGCUUUCAGAAGAAAACACCGCUAAUACCGCUUAUAAAAGAGAAGCAAGAAUUGCAUUAACCAUUGUUUACAUUUUCUUAGCUCUCCUGGUUUUACUCCUUCCUGCUGUGGCUGUGCAAAUUGUUUUGGGAUUCACCAGCAGUAAUCAGAGUAAAACCGAAUUGAACUUAGCCAUUUCAGCUCUUCUGAUAAACUCCUCUGCAAACCCGCUUAUCUACUUUUGGAGAAGCCGAGACAUGCGUAAAGCAGCACGUCUUCUUUUCCUUGGCCCUGCAACCAAUAAUGGAGCAACCGGUAACAAUGGGUCUUCCGAUAGAAACAGCGGUGGCAAUAGUGGAAGAUCUCUUGAGGAUGCUGUGUAGAAAAACUAAAAACUCUUACUUUAAAAGAAAAAAAAUUAAACAACUUUCGAUAAAGUAUAUAUAUAUGUGUAAUUUCUCCAAUGGCUGUGUUUCAGCGUAACCCAACAGACAAACUCCAGUACAAGUAAAUUCCUGAACUUGAAAUUUUCAUACGUACUCUGAUGAGGGAGAUGGUGUACGAUAUAUCACAUGUUUCAUGCCGGCAAUAUGUAAACCGGCACUUAUCAACAAAUAAUCCACUCCUUAUGCGCACGUAUUUAACACACGCUACAAAAAUCAGCAAUGGCCCGCAAAGGUAAACCUGAGGCUCAGAAUAAUUGAAAAGACUGAAUUGAACGUCAAUAGAAACUUACUGGAUUGACAAAAAAUGUGUGAAACAAUUCAUGAUAUGUCGGAGAUAAAACCUCUCCUGCUCUAUUGAUAUGUAUGCAAGUAAUUAAAAACGGGUUGAUAUGUAAGUAAACCCUGUCACCUGCUGGUGUAAACCAUGAAGUGUCAAAUGACUUGGGAAAGUCGGUGCAACAUAAGCAUGAAUAGUGAAAAUUUAUUUUUUUGUUUAGGAAAACGUAAAUACGCCUAAUGAUUUUCAAAAUUGUGUUUGCAUUUAAAGUGAAUAAUAGAGGUCACCUGGCAACAUUUUCUUUCUACUUUAAUUGUUCCAUUAAAUCUAUUUAAGUUGAAUACGACUGACGUGAAUAAUUAGCAUAUUAAAAUUAUGUUUAGUUCCGUAUAUAGGUGUUGUGCAUCCGGUCUCGUCGAUUGUCGACUGCUAAAUGGCAAAAUUUACAUGCGUAUUUCGAAAGGGGAAUUCAACGAUAACUCUUUUUGAAAAGUGAGGUCUAAAUUGAAAUGGACGGAAUACAACCUGAAGUCCUUGUUGUGCUUCUUUAUCUGUCGUUAAUUUACGAAAUUAUCGUUGGCGUGAGGAUACGAGGACAACAGUCAUAUGAAAAGAUGAGGAAAGUGUCGGUCAGACUUGGAAAGCCGUCAUUCGGCAACAGUCGGUUGACGAACACAAGACCUGAAACUCGACCAGCGGAGAAUCUCAAUCAAACAUAUCGACAUUUUGUACAGAUGAGGAUUUUGGCGAGAGAUUAGACUAACAUCAAGUCUGAAAGUCUCAUUUAUUGGAGCCUUAGUAUUGGAAGAUCUAGAAAAGGAAUCACAGACUCAGCCAUCGAAUAUUGAUAGAGUCGCGCUUUGAGCUUUGGAGUGACAUCCAUACUAAUGAGUCAGCACACAUGGAAAACUGAAAACUCUUACUGAAAGAUUUAUUGUGAAUCAAGGCUCGCCUUCUCAUAAGAAUACAACAAACUUUGGCUGUGUGAACACAUCUGCAUUGUAAGUCCGGAUUAAGAAGGCCGCUUUAUAUAUGUUUGUACAUCUUUCUAUUACUUGAUGUCAUUUAAUAUCACGAGCAGUCUUUCUUUUCAAAACAAUUCGUAAUCCAGCGUUCUCUAAAUAUAUUUCACUCUGGUUCUAAAGAAAUGGAUAAAGAGUACUUAUCAGCAUUAGUCGUACACCCUUAGAAAGCAAAUUACCGAAAAAUACAUUUUUUCUUUUUAAGAUAAGCCAACAUCAACAAUCCGCCCAUUAUAACAUAUUUAGCUUUCAUGAUCACAGUAAAUAAGUCAAUAUGUUAACGCAAUAUAUGUCUGAAUCUUUUUCAGUGUUCACCUGUUCAUGCAUAUACUGAAUAAUUAUGCAAGAUCUCUCAAAGGAGUGCAUUUAUUUGUAUUCUCCUGAGGCUAUUUAUUCUACUCUCACUCAAUAUUGGCUUAAAGCUUUACCUGUAGGGGUAUAAUACAUGUAUUCGGAACAGAAGUUUAACAUUGCUCAUCACAAGGGAUUGAAACAUACCAUGACAACAUUUCGUAACAUGUAUGAUUCACUUCUCUCCCCCCCUCCCCCCCAUCACCCUUUCUUUUAAGAUUUCCGUCUUCCUUUUUUGAGCAGGUGGAGAAGCUGACUUUGACUAAAAGAAUAAAACAAACCGGUGAUAGGUUUGGUUUGGUGAACAACGAACAAGAACUGUGCUUAAUAAUAUUGAAAAAGAAGUGAAUUUUUGCUUCUCCACUUGGUAACGGUACAGUUGUGAACUAUUCAGCCAUUUUGCCACGAAUAUAUCGAAUUAGGCUCACCAAAAGAUCGCUAUGAGACAUCAUUAAAUAAGCUAAAAAUCGACAGGAGUCAAAAGUACCUUAUUUAUGAACUUAAUAGAUUCAACAUUUUCUUCCUGAUUUAUAAACUGCUGUCAAUCUUGUUUUAAGCGCAGUUAGACAUACAUUCAAUAAGCGCAGCGUAAUUUGCAAGAGUCUAGCAAAAAAUCGGGGGACAAUUUCAAGGUUUAAAGCUUAUUAGCUGCUUAAUUUUCCCUAUUUUAGCCUCUUAGAACCCAGAGGAUAUUGGGUAAGAGUUUGAUAAAAUGGAUACAAAUAAACCUUCUAAACUCUACGCUAGUUGAGUUGUAA